Messenger RNA from Peromyscus leucopus (white-footed mouse), 6116 nucleotides. It is a transcript of the gene Ppp1r16b, whose product is annotated as protein phosphatase 1 regulatory subunit 16B. NCBI's taxonomy places the organism in Eukaryota, Metazoa, Chordata, Mammalia, Rodentia, Cricetidae. The record is from RefSeq and is a predicted model, not a curated record. Gene Ontology annotation, biological process: establishment of endothelial barrier; regulation of sprouting angiogenesis. Gene Ontology annotation, cellular component: cytoplasm. Bases 196 to 1902 code for a protein of 568 amino acids. The transcript is spliced from 11 exons. Gene Ontology annotation, molecular function: enzyme inhibitor activity; protein phosphatase regulator activity; protein binding.
AGAGCUGGCUCUGUCGCCGCACCACCAGCUGCGGCUCUGGGACUUGCAGACCGAGCCGGGGCCCGGAGCCGCCCGGGGCAGGGCUCGAGAGAGCGGGCCCCACCAUGAGGCCCCAGCCCCUCGGGAGCCCCCGUGCUCCCCUGGCCCCGGGCGCACCGUGCUAGCCCCAGGCAGGGCAAGGGCAGGCGCAGGGCCAUGGCCAGCCACGCGGACCUGCUCACAGAGCUGCAGCUGCUGGAGAAGGUGCCUACGCUGGAGCGCCUGCGCGCAGCCCAGAAGCGCCGGGCGCAGCAGCUGAAGAAGUGGGCGCAGUAUGAGCAGGAUCUGCUUCACCGGAAGCGCAAGCAUGAGCGGAAGCGCAGCACAGGUGGCCGUCGCAAGAAGGUGUCCUUUGAGGCCAGUGUGGCACUGCUCGAAGCCUCACUGAGGAACGAUGCCGAAGAAGUACGCUACUUCCUGAAGAACAAGGUCAGCCCUGAUUUGUGUAAUGAGGAUGGACUCACAGCCUUGCACCAGUGCUGCAUUGACAACUUUGAAGAAAUUGUCAAGCUGCUGCUUUCCCAUGGUGCAAACGUGAACGCCAAGGACAAUGAGCUAUGGACACCCCUGCAUGCUGCAGCCACCUGCGGCCACGUCAACCUGGUGAAGAUCCUCGUUCAGUAUGGGGCUGACUUGCUUGCUGUCAACUCUGAUGGGAACAUGCCAUAUGACCUCUGUGAGGAUGAACCCACCCUGGAUGUCAUUGAGACCUGCAUGGCAUACCAAGGCAUCACCCAGGAGAAAAUCAAUGAGAUGCGGGCAGCUCCUGAGCAGAAGAUGAUAUCAGACAUUCACUGCAUGAUUGCUGCAGGCCAGGAUCUCGACUGGAUAGAUGCCCAGGGCGCCACACUGCUACACAUAGCUGGAGCCAAUGGAUACCUGCGGGCAGCUGAACUCCUCCUGGACCAUGGAGUGCGCGUGGAUGUGAAGGACUGGGAUGGCUGGGAGCCUCUGCAUGCAGCAGCCUUCUGGGGACAGAUGCCAAUGGCAGAGCUGUUAGUGUCCCAUGGAGCUAGCCUCAGUGCCAGGACAUCCAUGGAUGAGAUGCCAAUAGACCUGUGCGAGGAGGAGGAGUUCAAGGUCCUGCUGUUGGAGCUUAAACACAAGCAUGAUGUGAUCAUGAAGUCCCAGCUGAGGCACAAGUCAUCCCUGAGCCGCAGGACAUCCAGUGCAGGCAGCCGUGGGAAGGUGGUGCGUCGAGCUAGCCUGUCAGACAGAACCAACCUGUACCGGAAGGAGUAUGAGGGAGAGGCCAUCUUGUGGCAGCAGCGGAGUGCCGCGGAGGACCAGCGGACCUCCACCUACAACGGGGACAUCAGGGAGACCAGGACAGACCAGGAGAACAAGGACCCGAACCCCAGGCUGGAGAAGCCAGUGCUGCUCUCCGAAUUCUCCACCAAGAUCUCACGGGGGGAACUGGAUGGGCCUGUGGAGAAUGGCCUCCGGGCUCCCGUCAGCACCUACCAGUACGCACUGGCCAAUGGGGACAUAUGGAAGAUGCACGAGAUGCCUGACUACAGCAUGGCCUACGGCAACCCCGGUGUGGCUGAGGUCCCCCCACCCUGGAGCGGCUUCAAGGAGCAGAGCCCCCAAACGCUCCUGGAGCUGAAGAGGCAACGGGCCGCAGCCAAGCUGCUCAGUCACCCAUUCUUAAGCACCCACCUGGGCGGCAGUGUGGCCAGGUCAGGGGAGAGCAGCAGCGAAGGCAAGGCCCCCUUGAUCGGAGGCAGAACUUCCCCCUACAGCAGCAACGGGACCUCGGUGUAUUACACGGUCACCAGCGGAGACCCCCCGCUCUUGAAGUUCAAGGCCCCCAUGGAGGAGAUGGAGGAGAAAGUCCAUGGCUGCUGCCGGAUCUCCUAGUGUCUGUGAGCUGGAGGAGAGAGAACACUGCCUCGGAGAGGCGUCCCUGGAACCCAAGCCAGCCCUGGCUGGGGAGGUGUCAGGUGGCAGCCAGGCAGGGGGGGGGGCUGCUUUUCAGAGGAACGCUGACCUUACCUCAUGCCCAGCUGCCCACAGCAUCCCUACUCACCUCCAUGCUGCUUCCUCGCCCCAACGCCUGCAUCUGAAGCAUAGCGGCCCCAACGCACUCUGCAGUCUGAUUCAGGGAGGGCGGGCUUGGGAAUCUCGGUUCCGUACUUUGUAAAGGCUUCUCGGGACCAGGACUAACACCCACCCCCCUUACACACACACACACACACACACACACACACACACACACACACACACACACACACACACACACACACUUCAGUAUGUAGGAAUGUCAUACCUGAGCUCUUGGUGGGGCUGAGAAUUUGUGGGUUAUUCCCAGAAGAAUGGGUCCAAGACAGUCUUGGCACGCCAGUUGGCUUCCAUGGGGGAGGCAUACCUGCUCAGCUGAGCCCCACAGUUCUGCUUUGAGUCAUACCAGGCUAGGCCAUCUCCCACACCUCGCAGGGACAGGAUUCAAUGUGGAUCAGAUCAGUGGGUGCAGGCCUGCUCCCCACAGCCUUGCUGAGAACCACCCUCGCGCACAUGUCCGUAGGCAGGUGUGUGACCAUUUGAGGGCCAAGCUUGAAAACCAGGUCAUCCACUCUCAGGAGAAACCAAAUCUUGUUUGGGUCUUUUACGGAAGCACAGGAGUUGGGUAGGGUGCAGCACAUUGGUAUUUUCCAAACUGUGUUUGGUUAAAGCAUUCCUUGAGGCUGUAAAAUUCCAGGUGGGACGUAACUGAAUUUGCCUUUUCUCAAGAUAGUGUCAUGAUUGGGUUUUAUUGUCUGGCGUUUGAAAAAUGAAUUUCGUUGGGAGCUUCUGUGGGGGUGCCUCCCAGGGAAAGGGGGAGUGUGUUGCUGAGGACACCCUGGUUAACGCUGAUAUAACACAGCACCCUAGCUGUUGUGGUUUCCAGGCUGUUUUGGUCCAGCCCAUCUCAGCCAGCUCUUCUCAGUCUGAGCCAUCACACUGAGCAGUUGAGGCUUGCCUGCACACCACCCUCCCACCAUACACAGUCGCGUGUGCAGAGUAUUCUCAGGCCCAUGGCCUUCCAAGCUUCGCCUUUUCUGUGAUGCUAUGUAAGACUGUUUGCCAAAGGUCACUUGUUAGCUCCUUCCAGGAGGUCUCAAAGCUCCCAGACCGUUUUCACUGGAGUGGUAAUGCCCAAAGCUGCAAACUACGGUGUCCAUGGCCACUAUCCUGUGCUGCUUUCAGGAGAGGGCGGCAUGGCUGGAGUCGGCUCUCAUCCCAGCUGUACCGCUUUGCUGCCCUAGUCUUCCUGAUACUGGAGAAGGAAGCCCACACCACUUCGCCACCACACUCUCCCAUGGAAAUUGUGCUCUAUACUUUGGGUGCGACACACCGGCUCCACCAAAAUCUUCUGGUGUACCUGGCAAGCGGCAAGCUUGUUCCUUGCUCUGUGCUCCUUGUAUUUGUCCAUAAACUACCUCUUAGAGCCCUGAGAGGGUCCCUGAGUCUAGAUUUGGAUGUAAGGGACAGAUACCCACACGGUCAUGGCCCCCUGUGCCACAACCUUAGUAGUGAGGUUUGUCAUUAGUUGGUCUCUGUCUCCCCUGUGGCCUUGGGACCUCAGUAGACUGGAGAUGAAUCAGGACCUGACUAGGUUGGGGUGAUGCUUUAUCAGGAUCAGGAGUGUGGGCCAGAUGCCCUAGAGGCUGCUGGAUGCAGAAGGAGGUGCACAACACUGGGUUCCCCCCCACCCCAACUCUAGGGCAAAUGCAACCUGGCAUGGUGGGGCAGCAUGGGAGAACAAAGUCAGUUUCUUGAAUCCCUGGGGCCUUAGCUAGGCUCUACAGCCCAUGGAUGAAAGGGGAGAUGAUCAAAACACACCUGUGGCUUUAAACCAGUAUUUGGCUCUGACAGACACUGAAAUGCCUCUGGAGCUGACUUUAGCCACAAGGUGGGCAGUGCCCAGGCAGCCAGCCACGUACUCUUAGGAGUCAGCUGCCCAGGGUUUCUGAGAUCUUUGCUCAGGAGCCAGAGAGUGAAGGCAUUUAUUGCCCUCUCUGAGCCAUCCAGGUCAUUCCUCCUCCACCCCCAUCACGUCUUCCUGCCCCCUGGGCCAUCCCUGGCUACCUGAGGGGUGGGAAACUUAGCUGUCCCUUCCAUGGGAGCUAGCCUCAAACAGUGUGGACUCAUGGGCUAUUGUUCAUGCUUUCCACCAGGGAUAAACACAUGUUCCCUGUUUGGGCUCCAAGUCCCCAGGGCCUUUUCCUGUGACUCUUUGGAAUAUUGAGAGCCACAAUGAGGAAUAACCUCCAGUGCAUGAGCCAGGGCCACCCACUAAUUCACUCAUGUGACCUGUUGAGGUGCUGAGACACACCAGGCGUGGUGUUAGUUUCUGCAGAUGACGGACCAGCCAGGCAGCAGGGACUUUGAUCCCUUGAGGACUGUGGGCAUUCCCAGACUCAUUCAUUAUUCUGACCAGUAUCCCUGUGCUUUGCAGCUCCUGCAGUUCUUCAUGUGAAUCUCUUUAGUUGGGAUGCAGCUUUCUGACCACACUGAGGUAACAUUUGCCACUAAGUGCAGAUGGUAGAUCUUGGGUCCCAGGCAGACACCACACCAGUCCACCUAGAGCCUUCAGAGGUAACCUUCAGGCCAGCAUCCCGGGAGAGCAAUAUAACAGCAGUCUGAGGUCAGUGUCUGGAAGAAUUAGAAGUUAGCAAUUUGCUCUCAAAAGCAUCCCUCGCAUUUACAGUCAUCUCUAGCUCAUCUUUGUACAGGAAUCAUACAGUCUUCUCUCCUUCCCCCAGUGGGUAUUGGGAGUGAGAACAACUACUCCUUCCUAUUCAUAGCAAGCCUUCCCCUGUGCGUCAACCUCUCUCCCUGGAAGGAGGGGAUCCAGGGGCUUGGGAAAGCUUGGCAAAGUUGACCAGAACCCGUGUCUUGGUAGCCAUUCUCGGCAAACUGAAGACAUCUAUUUCCAAACCGGGUGCCCUGCAGUUCCCUAUGAGCUGUGGUCCCUGCACACACCUUAUGCUCCCUAACUAACUAGAAACUGGUAGCUAUCACCAGAUUGUGAACUUCUGGCCAGUAGCUCAGGGAAUUGGAAUGAAUCUUAAGCCCAGGUCUACUGAAGACUUUGGGGAUAUAAUUCUUUAUCAAAUAUUCAGCAUUAACGAAGCUUCUCUGCACUGUUUGAUGAACUUUUAGAUGUUUGGAAAGGUUGCCAGAGUGUGGCACCCAGUCGGACAUAGUGGCACACACCUUUAAUCCCAGCACUGGGGAGGCAGAGACAGGCAGUGUACUUCUGAGUUCAAGGCCAGUCAGGGCUAUACAGAGAAACCCUGUCUUCAAAAAACAAAAUAAAUAAAUAAAAAUAAAAUAUGCUCCCUGGUUGACCUGGCACAGUCUAGCUUUGUAACAGUGUGAGAGUUUUGGCUCUUAGUGUCUGAUACCCUUUGACCUUGAGCUUCUCUCCUACCUGCUCUCCCAAAGCAGAGUACCAGGAUGCUUUGCAGAGGGGCCACCCUUACAUGAUGCCAGAAGGACUGUCUGAACGCUCGCUAGUUGUAGCCUGGCGACAGCCUUCCCUUCCCCAGGGCACGGAAAAGCCAAGGGUCACAUGGCCAGGGGACAGCUCCACUGAAGUGACCCACCACUUUCCUGGAGAGCCCCAGGCCUCUCCUCCGCAGGAGUCCCUUGUUGGCCAAAGGGCCUACUUCUUGUGGGUCCUUUAACGUGCCACCGUGGGGGGCCUGGCUCUGCACACCCAGGAAAAGUCUGCAGACACCCAGCCCUCCGCAAUAACUCACCAGACCAGAAGCCACUGAUGUACAGAGAACACUUAAGGAAAAAAAAAAAUGUAUUUUAUGUGAAAAAAGUUAAAACUCUGUAUACUGUAUCAGCAGCUUUGUGUAAAAAUGGCAAUCAAAAGAGUCUAAUAUAUUUAAAACUUUUUUUAAAAAAAAUUCUCAUGGAUCUUUGAUAUUGUAUUAAAGUAGCUCCAUGCCUCCAAGAUGGGAUCUGACCAUAUCCCCAAGGGGCUUGUGCCCCUGGAGUUACUUCCAGCUGCCAAGGCCUGUGACGGAAUUCGCUGUUAUGGAUUUUUAAUUAAGAUUAUUAAAUUCCUUUUAAUAACA